AUGGCCUUCAAUAAUGCUCAACUUCGACCUGUGGUUGUGUUCAAAAAUCAAGGUUUCAGGAAUGCGAUCUGCUAUUCCAGAUACCUUCGCAACUACCGUGAUCGUCCCAUUUACCCAUCCUUCACCAUAUCCCCUUCUGCCUUUUCCAAGUAUGAUAUGGACAUUCCUUCUCUCCUUACUGGUCUUGGAUGGAGCUCGUUGACAGAAGAUCAACGAUAUCUGCACUGUCCUGAGGCUGUUAGGCUAUUCUAUGUCAAUAUUCGCUGUGAUCGGGGUUCUGACCCUCGUUCCUUCACCACCAUGGUCUACGACCAUGAGAUCCAGGUCACUCCUGACCUUCUUGCCUCAGUCCUCUCUCUGCCACACUCUGGGCCGCAGGCUAGCUUUGCUGGUGAUUUUGAAAAGCAUGGGUUUGACUACGACUCUGCCCUUGCACGGUUGACUGAAGAUAUUGGGCUGUUCUUUUCCAAUAAGCUAUCUGCUGGUCGUCUCCCUGACGAUCUGAAGGUCCUCCAUUUUUUUAUCACCCGUUGCCUUCUGCCUCGUGACAUCGAUGGUGCUGGUUUACUUCACUCCUCUGAUCUUUGGAUCAUGGCUAACGCUCGAGUGCAUCAGCCUAUUAGCUAUGCUUCACUCGUGUUUGCACAUAUGAUUCAAUUUGGAAAUGGUUACUUCAAUGGGGCAUUACCAUUUGGACCUCUCAUCACCCGCUACUUGUAUCGUCUCGGUAUUGACCUCCGCGACAAAGUAGCUGUCUGCAAUGUCCAUGAAGAUCUUCGUCCAAAUCAUGUCCUUGUUCGUCUGAAUGCCAAUGUCGGGCGUCGUAAGCUUGUCUCUGCCUCAGGGGGAGACACUUGCUACUCUCUUUUCUCUCCUGCACUAACUCAGGCUGCUGUUACAGCACUUGAUAGUGAAAUCAAUCGUAGGAAGACUUCUGGAACUGGGAAGACCACCUGUCUUCGUGUCCACAAGGAACGUCUAGAGCUGCUGGAAGCUGAUGAGGCAAGACCAGCCCCAGAUGACUUCGAUCCUAUAUCCUCUGACUCAAGCUCUGAUGAUGACAUAUCAGAUUAUGAGUCACCUCCUUCUUAUCCCUUUUGA
Messenger RNA from Linum tenue, 1101 nucleotides. Lineage: Eukaryota; Viridiplantae; Streptophyta; Magnoliopsida; Malpighiales; Linaceae. The record is from the annotation of a GenBank genome assembly.